Lecanosticta acicola is the source of this 488-nucleotide messenger RNA. NCBI's taxonomy places the organism in Eukaryota, Fungi, Ascomycota, Dothideomycetes, Mycosphaerellales, Mycosphaerellaceae. The record is from the annotation of a GenBank genome assembly.
AUGGUGAAGAAGCGCGCUUCCAACGGUCGCAACAAGAAGGGCCGCGGCCACGUCAAGCCCAUCCGCUGCUCCAACUGCUCGCGAUGCACUCCCAAGGACAAGGCCAUCAAGAGAUUUACCAUCCGCAACAUGGUCGAGUCCGCCGCUAUCCGUACGAUAUACCCGCCGAGAAGAUGAGAGUGAGAGAUUGUUGGACUGAGACAAAUUGCAGGUGAUAUUUCGGAUGCCUCCGUCUUCACAGAGUACUCCGUCCCCAAGAUGUACUUGAAGCUCCAAUACUGCGUUUCCUGCGCCAUCCACGGCAAGAUUGUUCGGUAUGCCCACGAAUCACGCAUAUCUCCUGAUGUCCCGAUUUUAUACUCAUAUUUUGCAGUGUCCGCUCGCGCGAGGGUCGCCGCAACCGUGCUCCACCCCCACGUGUACGAUACAACAAGGACGGCAAGAAGGUCAACCCACAACAAGCUGCUCAGGCCCCCGGCCCCCGAUAA